Molecule: messenger RNA, 3093 nt
Organism: Episyrphus balteatus (marmalade hoverfly)
Lineage: Eukaryota; Metazoa; Arthropoda; Insecta; Diptera; Syrphidae
Gene: Gat
Product: sodium- and chloride-dependent GABA transporter 1
Exons: 12
Coding region: 309-2234 (641 amino acids)
Biological process (GO): sodium ion transmembrane transport
Cellular component (GO): membrane
Source: RefSeq, a predicted model, not a curated record
UUUACACUUAAGCAAAAUAAAAUUGAAAUUUUAAACCCAAAGACAUUCGAAACUAAAAAAUAUCCAUAAACAUUCUCUUCAAAUAAUAUUUAUCCUGUUUUUGCUAAAUGGUGCGGAUAUUAAAACUUCAACUAAAAUUGACCGCCUUUUUUGCUAAUAGAAAAACCAUAAACUAAUAAAGUGGGGACGACCAUAUCUCCCGUCCACUUAAAUAUCUCAUCUGGAUUUAAGAAAGUGAAGGAUCUUAAAUAGUAUAUAUAUAUCCAUUUUUUUCUGUUGUAUUGUCGUCGAUUUCAUUGAGGCAAAUCAUGUCUGCUGGAAUUGACCGAGAACUAGUUGAAACUUUAAACUUAAGAAACAAACGAAACGAUGAGAACAUUGAAUUGCCUGGAAUCAAUAGCUCUUCGGAUGCAGUACCAUCUUCACCAUUGCCCUCAGUCAUAACGACAACUUCACACCAGAUUGCAAAAACACACAACGUUCCUGAACGUGGUUCAUGGUCGUCAAAAUUAGAUUUUAUUUUAUCAGUGGUGGGGCUAGCGAUUGGAUUAGGUAAUGUUUGGCGUUUUCCUUAUUUGUGUUACAAAAAUGGCGGAGGGGCAUUCCUGGUGCCGUAUUUCUUAACACUUAUACUUGCUGGCAUUCCAAUGUUUUUUAUGGAACUUGCACUUGGACAAAUGCUUACAAUAGGUGGACUUGGAGUCUUUAAAAUUGCUCCCAUAUUCAAAGGAAUAGGUUAUGCUGCUGCAGUCAUGUCUUGCUGGAUGAACGUUUAUUAUAUCGUUAUUCUGGCCUGGGCUACUUUUUACUUUUUCAUGUCUAUGAGAGCAGAUGUACCAUGGCGAACAUGCAAUAAUGUAUGGAACACUAUAAAUUGUGUUAAUCCAUAUGAAAGAAAGGAACUUCUUUGUUGGGAUCAAAUUAAUAAAGUUAAUGGAACUGUUAAGAAAAUUUGUUCAGUAGCAGCCAGUAAUGUAUCAGCAUCAGAUCUUUCAGAUCCAGUGAAAGAAUUUUGGGAACGUCGUGCACUUCAAAUAUCUCCUGGAAUUGAUCAGGUGGGCAGCAUUAGAUGGGAAUUAGCUGGAACUCUUUUAACUGUAUGGAUAAUUUGCUACUUCUGUAUAUGGAAAGGUGUUAAAUGGACUGGCAAAGUUGUUUAUUUUACUGCUCUAUUUCCCUAUGUGUUGUUAACUAUUUUACUUAUUCGUGGAAUUACAUUGCCUGGAGCUUUAGAAGGAAUAAAGUUUUAUGUUAUACCAAAUUUUUCGAAACUUUCCGAAUCGGAGGUGUGGAUCGAUGCAGUUACACAAAUCUUCUUCUCUUAUGGACUUGGAUUAGGCACUCUUGUAGCCCUUGGAAGCUAUAAUAAAUUUACGAACAACGUCUAUAAGGAUGCUCUUAUCGUGUGUUCAGUCAAUUCUAGUACAAGUAUGUUUUCUGGGUUUGUUAUAUUUUCAAUUAUCGGAUUUAUGGCUCAUGAACAACAGAGACCUGUUGCGGAAGUAGCGGUAUCGGGUCCCGGACUUGCUUUCUUGGUAUAUCCAUCGGCUGUCUUACAGUUACCUGGAUCACCUUUAUGGUCCUGCUUGUUCUUCUUUAUGAUACUUCUUAUUGGAUUGGAUUCACAGUUUUGUACGAUGGAAGGUUUUAUAACUGCCAUCAUAGAUGAAUGGCCACAGUUGUUAAGAAAACGCAAAGAAAUUUUUAUUGCUAUUGUCUGUCUUCUUAGUUACCUAAUUGGAUUGACGUGCAUUACGCAGGGAGGAAUGUAUGUAUUUCAAAUUUUGGACUCUUACGCUGUCAGUGGUUUUUGCCUACUCUGGUUGAUUUUCUUCGAAUGUGUUUCGAUUUCAUGGUUCUACGGAGUUGAUCGAUUCUACGAUGGAAUCAAGGAUAUGAUUGGAUAUUAUCCAAUGGGAUGGUGGAAGUUCUGCUGGUGUUUUACAACUCCUGCGAUUUGCUUCGGUGUAUUUAUAUUUAAUUUGGUUGAAUGGACACCUGUUAAAUACUUAGGUUAUAGCUAUCCGCUUUGGGCUCAGGCUUUUGGAUGGUUUACAGCUUUAUCAUCAAUGCUUUAUAUUCCUGCAUACAUGAUUUGGCUUUGGAAUAAAACACCUGGAGACAAAGAAACUAAAAUUGGACUUAUUGUUAGAAUAGCUGAUGACGUAAAGACCCUUCGGGCGAAAAUGCAACAGGAAAAUCAAAAACAAAUGGAAGAUAUGUAUUCGUUGUAGAAUUUUUCUUUUAGAUUUUCAUCAUAUUUGUUCGAAAAAAACCCACACGAAUCUGCACAAAAAAAAAAAAAAAUACCUAAAGUACUAAGGAGAUCUAAUAGGAAUUCAAUUGAAAAUAUCUAUAAAUAUGCAAGGUUAUGAAGUUUUAUAAAAGCCAAAUUUUAUAUAAGUUAACAAAAGUAAUUAAACUUUUAUUAUGCUAUGACAUUUUUACUUAUAAUGGACAAGAUUCCUAUACUUAAUGUAAUAUUUUUUGUUAAAGUAUUAAAAUUAAAUUAAUAAUGAAAUUAAAAUGAUAACAUUUAAUUAAAACAAAAAAUUGUUAACAAAUAUAUUUUCCUUUCUUAUGUUGAUUUAAUAAAUUUAUUUACAUUUAUACCUGACACCCAGUAUAUAAUAGCUCUGUUCCAUUGGAGGUGGUAGUUUACUCGUGAGUAGAAAUGUAGUACAACAACUUCGAAUUCCUACAUCCUCGAGUAGAAGAUCAUGUGUUAAUUUCUGUACUAGAUCAACCUACUUAGAGUAAACUACCCACCUCCAAUGGAGCGGGGCUAGUUAUAUAUUAAUAAUUUUUCAAAGAUACACCUAAAUUUAAAGUUACAAAUAGAUUCUCUCAUUUUAAAACUAUGUUUUCAGUACUAAAUAUAAAAUUAAAAUAAAAUGAAAACAAUUUUUUUUUUUUUUGUUUUUAAUGAAAAUUGAAUUCACAUUAUGAAUAGUUAAUAAAAAUAUAAAACCGAACAUUUAUUUUAGUGCAGCUUAUUUUUAAUUUUUCCACUACAUAACGAAAAAAUAUUUUAAAUAUUGUUAAGAAAAUUCUAAUAAACAAAUAAAUUGUUUCAAGUAACUACUUGUUAAA